AUGUAUGAAAAUAAAAGUAAAGUAAAAGACUUAAGUUUAGCUCCAUUUGGUAAGCUACAAAUGCAAAUAUCUGAAAAUGAAAUGCCAGGAAUAAUGACCAUACGAGAAGAAUAUGAAAAACUGAAGCCUCUAAAAAAUGCGAAAAUAAGUGGGUGCUUACAUAUGACUAUCGAAUGUGCGUUAUUGAUUGAAACAUUACAGAAGUUAGGAGCACACGUAAGAUGGUGUUCAUGUAAUAUUUACUCAACUGUAGAUUACGCAGCUGCAGCUGUGAGUACGUUAGAAAAUGUAACUGUUUUUGCAUGGAAGGAUGAAACCCUUGAAGAAUAUUGGUGGUGUGUGGAAAGUGCACUAACAUGGGAGGAUAAUGAAGGACCUGAUUUAAUUGUUGAUGAUGGUGGUGAUGCAACUCUGUUAGUACAUAAGGGUGUAGAAUAUGAAAAAUUAUAUGAAGAAAAAAAAAUAUUACCUGACCCAGAAUCAGGAAUAAAUCAAGAAGAAAAAUGUUUUCUAACGUUGUUAAAAAAUUCUAUUAGUAAAAAUCCAAAAAAAUGGACUAACAUUUCAAAAAAAAUUAUUGGAGUAUCUGAAGAAACAACAACUGGAAUUUUAAGAUUGAAAAAAAUGGAUAAAAAUAAUGAAUUACUUUUUACAGCUAUAAACGUUAAUGAUGCAGUUACAAAGCAAAAAUAUGACAACAUUUAUGGUUGUAGGCACUCUUUACCUGACGGCUUAAUGCGAUCUACUGAUUUUUUAAUUUCGGGAAAAAUUGUUGUUAUAUGUGGAUAUGGAGAUGUAGGUAAAGGAUGUGCAUCAUCUAUGAAAGGGUUAGGUGCAAGAGUAUAUGUUACAGAAAUAGAUCCAAUAUGUGCAAUUCAAGCAGUUAUGGAAGGUUUUAAUGUUGUAACUUUAGAUGAAAUUGUUGAGAAAGCAGAUUUUUUCAUUACCUGUACAGGCAAUGUUGAUGUUAUUAAAUUAGAACAUUUAUUAAAAAUGAAAAAUAAUGCUGUAGUUGGUAAUAUAGGACAUUUUGAUGAUGAAAUACAGGUUAAUGAAUUAUUUAAUUAUGAUGGAAUUCAUAUCGAGAAUGUAAAACCUCAAGUAGAUAGAGUUACCUUACCAAAUGGAAAUAAAAUUAUUGUAUUAGCAAAAGGAAGACUUUUAAAUCUGGGAUGUGCAACAGGUCAUCCAGCUUUUGUCAUGUCUUUUUCUUUUUGUAAUCAAAUAUUUGCACAAUUAGAUUUAUGGGAAAACAGAAAUAAUUCAAAAUAUCAAAACAAAGUUUAUUUGUUACCUAAACAUUUAGAUGAAAAGGUUGCAUUUUAUCAUUUGAAGAAGCUAAACGCAUCCUUAACCCAUUUGGAUGACAAGCAGUGUACGUUUUUGGGUGUACCCAAAAAUGGCCCUUACAAAAGUGAUCAAUACAGGUACUAG
This is a messenger RNA of Plasmodium malariae, 1434 nucleotides long. RefSeq names its product S-adenosyl-L-homocysteine hydrolase, putative. The record is from RefSeq and is a predicted model, not a curated record. The transcript has a single exon. Bases 1 to 1434 code for a protein of 477 amino acids. Gene Ontology annotation, cellular component: cytosol. Gene Ontology annotation, molecular function: adenosylhomocysteinase activity. Gene Ontology annotation, biological process: L-methionine cycle. NCBI's taxonomy places the organism in Eukaryota, Apicomplexa, Aconoidasida, Haemosporida, Plasmodiidae.